AUGUAUCAUCAAAAUUAUUUUGACAAUAUCGAUAAUAAUAACCAAAAUUACAAUAAUCAAAAUCUUGUUCCUCAUUCAAGUGCUAAUAAUCAAUAUUCGAGCCCAAAUCAAAACUCCAGAGACAACAAUUUUAUUCAUUUAAACACUGGUGACUAUAAUUUCAUUAACCAAAAUGCUGGCUACGAUAAUUACCUUAAUCGAAAUGCAGGUUUUAAUAAUUAUAUUUAUCACAACCCUGGUGGCGAUAAUCAAAGUUCCGUUGUCAAUAAUUUAACUCGUCAAAACAGUCACGAUACUUUCGAAAAUAACUACCCUGGUCAAAUUUCCAUCACUGAUCAAAAUAAGUUUGUCGGCUGCAACACUGUCAUUCCAAUGGGUACUUCUAGCAAUAAUGGUUUCAUUGACCAAAAGAACUUUAUUGUUCCAACUGGUGUUAUCGCUAGUGAUAUUAAUACAAUUGGUAAUCCGCAUCAGAAUUCAUUUGGCGCAACUAGCAUUAUAAAUAAUAACAACAACGGCUUUGUUGACAAGUAUCCAACUAAUACAAUUGGCAAUGCUUGUCAGAAUUCAUUUAACCCAAUUAGCAUUAUCAAUUAUGAUAUUAUUGGUAACCAGAAUAUAACUAAUGCCAUGGGGAUUAAUUGUAUGAAUACUUUUUUUGACAAUAAUAAUUAUUAUUUCAAUCAUCGUCAUCAAAAUUCCGUCGCAAAUAAUUUUGUUGAUCAACAUUUCAAUAAUAUGACCAGAGAUGAACAACUAAGUUACAUCACUUUUCUACUUCAAAACAUCAAGUCUAAAUAA
Entrophospora candida is the source of this 801-nucleotide messenger RNA. NCBI's taxonomy places the organism in Eukaryota, Fungi, Glomeromycota, Glomeromycetes, Entrophosporales, Entrophosporaceae. The record is from the annotation of a GenBank genome assembly.